Seriola aureovittata is the source of this 13465-nucleotide messenger RNA. RefSeq names its product RAB44, member RAS oncogene family (gene rab44). The transcript is spliced from 10 exons. Bases 69 to 11378 code for a protein of 3769 amino acids. Gene Ontology annotation, molecular function: GTP binding; GTPase activity. The record is from RefSeq and is a predicted model, not a curated record. Lineage: Eukaryota; Metazoa; Chordata; Actinopteri; Carangiformes; Carangidae.
AUUACAAAGCAGCUAAUGCAGGGAGACGAAAGGGGUACCAGAUUUGGUUGGAAAGAAGAUUAGAAAUCAUGUCUACUCAAAGAUCAAAGAAAAAAAGACUUGGUUCACAUCGCAGGGUAGCAAAUCAAAAUGAAACACCCAAGGUUGAUGAGCUCCAUGUCAUGGACAGCAUUUCUGUAGCACAACGCCAAAUACCUGAAGAAAAUGAGUCAUUAAGCGUAUUGCCUAAUACUGACAGUUUACAACGUGAAACCCAACUUCCACCUUCACCAGACCUUACAUUAAACAGAAGAAAACUGGGGUCUAGACGAAAAAAUAAAGGACAGCAUGUAAAGGAUUCAGCAACUGAAUUAUACCACGAACCGGGAGAGGAAGUUGAGGAAAACACCAAGGGUACUGAAGCCCAGUCUGAGAGGCAGGAAGAAUUAGGUAAUGUGCGUGUGCAGGAUAUGUCUGCAACACAUGACAGCUCUUUGUAUUCUGCCAUUAUGCCUGGCGAUUCUUGUGAGGUGCAGAACCCUGCCGCAACAAACUGCUCAGACGAUGUCCUGGAAAUCUUAAUUUCCCAAAGUAGAAAUCAAAAAGCAGACCAAGAUGAAGAUGAGACUGACUGUGAAGUGAAGUCUUAUUCUUGUAAACUAGUGGAAACCAUACUGGAAGUGACUGACAAAUCAGGUACGCCUCAGAGUAAGGAAGUUACAGAAAAUGUUGUUGGCGGCUCUGACUCAACUAGUUUAAGUGUACUUUCAUGUCCCACUGUAAAUCAGCAGUUAAUUGCCGAAUCAGAUUCCAGGGAAAUGCCAGAAGAACAUCUCAGUGUGUACUGUGCAAAAGAAAAAGAAAACAGAGUAAGAGACGAAGAUACAAACCUGUCAAGACAGGAUGGAAAUUUACAGGGCAACUAUUUAAUGAGUGAGUCACAUGUAGAAUCAGUAGUUCCAGGGUUUUCUACCACAGCAGAGAUAACCAUUGAUAAAAAUAGCCCAGGACAAGAUACUGAACUUGAAUGCGGUGUUGAGCAAGCAACAUUUUCAUUACCAACAGAGGAGUUGCCUGCAGAUGAGAACCAAAAUGAGCAGUUCUCCCUUCCUUUAAACUCCCAAGCUCGGGACACUUCUGUCUGGAUAGAAGAGCAAACCGACACCAAUUUCAACCCAACUUUAAACAGAAGAAAACUGGGGUCGAGUCGGAGAAAUAAAGGGCGACAGCAUGUAAAGAAUUCUAUUGGUGAAUCAUAUUAUGAAACUAAAGAGGAUAUUGUAAUGAGUAAUGAGGCCUUUGAAACAACAGAAAUGUCAUCACUAAUAGACACAGCAGUGCAUGCAACAUCACUGGAAACCAUGCUGGAAGGAAUGGACAAGUCUGACACUAGUGGUCAAAGUUCAACUUUACAUCCAUCUCCUUCAGAUGAUCAAUGGCUGAUUGACCAAUCAAAUGACAGGGAGAUGCCACGUGAGGAAUUUCACAGUGUGGAUUCUGUAACGGAUACAGAAAGAACAGAAAGAGAGGAGGACACAGACUUGUUAAGGCAGUGGGGAAUUUUACAGUCACAUGUGAUAUCAGACCAUGUCAAUGUGAAUCAGCCAACAGAAAUACAAAAAAAUCAUCUUAUUGAUUAUUCGUCAGGCAGUGUGAUAAAUGAUGCCACAGAAAAUUCUGAAAUCCAUUUUGCAAACCUGACAGACCAAGCUGGAGUCAGAGACACAUACCAGUCUGUUGCAGAAUCAUACCAAAAACCUCAAGAGGAAGAUGUAGAAGAUGUAGAAGAUAUUACAGGCAACAAAGCCCUCCAAAUAAAAACAUCAGUAGCAUUCCACACAACAAGUCAGGAAGACAGAGAGCAUGAUAUUAUCAUGUCUGUUACACAUGAUGAUUCUUUGAAUACAGAGUCUACAUCUGACUAUUCUUCUGAGGUUCAGAACCCAGCUACAACAACCUAUCCAGAGGCUGACCUGGAAAGUUUAAUGACUAAAAAUGAAAAUCUUCAAGAAAUCCAUGACGAAAGAGAGACCGGCUUUAAAGUGGAGUUGUCUGAUAAAUCAUUGGAAGCCACACUGGAAGGACUGAACAGAGCUGACACUCUUCAGAGUGAAGAAACCAAUGACACUCAUUCAGAAGAUACUGUAACUGAAGUGCAUGAAGAGGACGUCAAGGCAAAACAAAUACAAAAAAUGCAUGAAAGUGAUAACACCUUUGAAAGUGUGGUACAUGAUACUGCAGAAUAUUCUGAUACCUGUUCUGGAAACCUGAGAGACCAAAAAGAAGUCAGUGACACAUACCAAUCUGAGUUGCUUGUGGAAAGUAUUGAUGAUCCUGCUCCCAUGCAAGAAGUUUCAGAUCAUGAUGAUAAACAGGAUGAGCUUCCUACAAAAGAAACCAAUGUGGAGGUUUUAGACCAGAUAGAGGAAGAUGAUCAUGUAUAUGAUACUAAGAAACCACAGACUAGUGACAGAGAAAGAAUAGACACUGCACUAGAUCAGGCAUAUGACAGGGAAGGCCAAGCAGAGGAUGAUAUAAAAGCCACUGCUGAAGAAACAGGUCAUCAGGAGAAGUUAGGACUCCUCUCUGACAUGGAGGAGAGUGAAUCUUCUCUACAAACCCUGCAAUCAGAAACAAAUGCUCUUUCGGAUUCACAACCUCUAGACAAUCCACUGAAAACAGACGAGCAGAAUGACACUGACUUAGACCCCAUUAGGAACAGAAGAAAACUGGGAUCUAGUCGUAGAAAUAAAGGACGACAGCAGGUAAAGGUCUCUGGUGCUGAAUCAUACCACAAACCUACAGAGGAUGUUGUUAGAAAUACAAGAGAUAACAAACCCCUUGAAACAACAAAAAUGUCAUUAACCAUAGAGACAGCAGUCCAGGAAAUAUCAAUGGAAACCAUGUUGGAAGGAAAAGACACAUUCGAGACACCUCAGACUGAAGAAGUUAGUGAUAAAGUAAAUGAAAAUGCACAUGUUAGCACUUCUGAGUUAACUAGUAUUGGUUUAUAUUCAGGUCCUUCAGUAGAUCAACAGAUAACUGACCAGUCCAAUGUGAGGGAGAUGGCAGAUGAGGAACUUCCCAGUGUGUCUUCUGUAACAGAUACAGAAAGUAAAGAAAGAGACAAAGACACAGACUUGUUAGGUCAGGCCAACAAUUUGGUGAGUGAGUUGCAUUUAAAAUCAAAGGGUAUAGAGUCUUUGAUCACACAAGACAUAUCCACAGAACGAAGCAGCCACGGACAACAUACAGAGCCUGAAGGCAGUGUUGAACAAGCAACCAUUUCAUCACCAAAAGAGGAGUUGUCUACAAAUGAGGAACAAAAUGAGCAUUUCAGCUUAACUGAAGUCAGAGGAGCUCAGCACUCAGCGGAUGCUAUAAAGAAAGUGCAUGAAGAAGAGGAGGUUAGGCCAAGAGAAAUGCAAGAAAUCCAUAUUAUUGAUUGUUCUUCUGAGAGUGUGAUACAAGAUGCCACAGAUAUAUCUGAAAUCUGUUCUGGAAACCUGAAAGACCAAGCUGAAGGCAGUGAAACAUACCAAUCGGAGUUGCUUGUGGAAAGUAUUGAUGAUCCUGCUCCCAAGAAGGAAGUUUCAGAUCAUGAUGAUAAACAGGAUGAGUAUUCUACAGAAGAAACCAAUGUGGAGGUUUUAGACCAGAUAAAUAAAGAUGACCAUGUAUAUGAUACCAAGAAACCACAGACCAGUGACAGAGAAAGAAUAGACACUGCACUAGAUCAGGUAUAUGAGAAUGAAGGCCGAGCAGAGGAUGAUAUAAAAGCCACUGCUGAAGAAACAGGUCAUCAGGAGAAGAAAGGAAUCCUCUCUGCAAUGGAUGAGAGUGAAUAUUCUCUAAAAACCCUGCAAUCAGAAACAAAUGCUCCUUUGAACGCACAACCUCUGGACAAUCCACUGAAAACAGACGAGCAGAAUGACACUGACUUCAACCCUAUUAGGAACAGAAGAAAAAUGGGGUCUAGUCGUAGAAAUAAAGGACGACAGCAGGUAAAGGGCUCUGGUGCUGAAUCAUACCACAAACCUCAAGAGGAAGAUGUAGAAGAUAUUACAGGCAACAAAGCCCUCCAAAUAACAACAUCAGUAGCAUUCCACACAACAAGUCAGGAAGACAGAGAGCAUGAUAUUAUCAUGUCUGUUACACAUGAUGAUUCUUUGAAUACAGAGUCUACAUCCGACUAUUCUUCUGAGGUUCAGAACCCAGCUACAACAACCUAUCCAGAGGCUGACCUGGAAAGUUUAAUGACUAAAAAUGAAAAUCUUCAAGAAAUCCAUGACGAAAGUGAGACUGGCUUUAAAGUGGAGUUGUCUGAUAAAUCAUUGGAAGCCACACUGGAAGGACUGGACAGAGCUGACACUCUUCAGAGUGAAGAAGCCAAUGACACUCAUUCAGAAGAUACUGUAACUGAAGUGCAUGAAGAGGACGUCAAGGCAAAACAAAUACAAAAAAUGCAUGAAAGUGAUUACACCUUUGAAAGUGUGGUACAUGAUACUGCAGAAUAUUCUGAUACCGGUUCUGGAAACCUGAGAGACCAAGAUGAAGUCAGUGACACAUACCAAUCUGAGUUGCUUGUGGAAGGUAUUGAUGAUCCUGCUCCCAUGCAAGAAAUUUCAGAUCAUGAUGAUAAACAGGAUGAGCUUCCUACAAAAGAAACCAAUGUGGAGGUUUUAGACCAGAUAGAUGAAGAUGAUCAUGUAUAUGAUACUAAGAAACCACAGACUAGUGACAGAGAAAGAAUAGACACUGCACUAGAUCAGGCAUAUGACAGUGAAGGCCGAGCAGAGGAUGAUAUAAAAGCCACUGCUGAAGAAACAGGUCAUCAGGAGAAGGAAGGAAUCCUCUCUGCAAUGGAUGACAGUGAAUAUUCUCUAAAAACCCUGCAAUCAGAAACAAAUGCUCCUUUGAACGCACAACCUCUGGACAAUCCACUGAAAACAGACGAGCAGAAUGACACUGACUUCAACCCUAUUAGGAACAGAAGAAAAAUGGGGUCUAGUCGUAGAAAUAAAGGACGACAGCAGGUAAAGGGCUCUGGUGCUGAAUCAUACCACAAACCUCAAGAGGAAGAUGUAGAAGAUAUUACAGGCAACAAAGCCCUCCAAAUAACAACAUCAGUAGCAUUCCACACAACAAGUCAGGAAGACAGAGAGCAUGAUAUUAUCAUGUCUGUUACACAUGAUGAUUCUUUGAAUACAGAGUCUACAUCCGACUAUUCUUCUGAGGUUCAGAACCCAGCUACAACAACCUAUCCAGAGGCUGACCUGGAAAGUUUAAUGACUAAAAAUGAAAAUCUUCAAGAAAUCCAUGACGAAAGUGAGACUGGCUUUAAAGUGGAGUUGUCUGAUAAAUCAUUGGAAGCCACACUGGAAGGACUGGACAGAGCUGACACUCUUCAGAGUGAAGAAGCCAAUGACACUCAUUCAGAAGAUACUGUAACUGAAGUGCAUGAAGAGGACGUCAAGGCAAAACAAAUACAAAAAAUGCAUGAAAGUGAUUACACCUUUGAAAGUGUGGUACAUGAUACUGCAGAAUAUUCUGAUACCGGUUCUGGAAACCUGAGAGACCAAGAUGAAGUCAGUGACACAUACCAAUCUGAGUUGCUUGUGGAAAGUAUUGAUGAUCCUGCUCCCAUGCAAGAAGUUUCAGAUCAUGAUGAUAAACAGGAUGAGCUUCCUACAAAAGAAACCAAUGUGGAGGUUUUAGACCAGAUAGAUGAAGAUGAUCAUGUAUAUGAUACUAAGAAACCACAGACUAGUGACAGAGAAAGAAUAGACACUGCACUAGAUCAGGCAUAUGACAGUGAAGGCCGAGCAGAGGAUGAUAUAAAAGCCACUGCUGAAGAAACAGGUCAUCAGGAGAAGGAAGGAAUCCUCUCUGCAAUGGAUGACAGUGAAUAUUCUCUAAAAACCCUGCAAUCAGAAACAAAUGCUCCUUUGAACGCACAACCUCUGGACAAUCCACUGAAAACAGACGAGCAGAAUGACACUGACUUCAACCCUAUUAGGAACAGAAGAAAAAUGGGGUCUAGUCGUAGAAAUAAAGGACGACAGCAGGUAAAGGGCUCUGGUGCUGAAUCAUACCACAAACCUCAAGAGGAAGAUGUAGAAGAUAUUACAGGCAACAAAGCCCUCCAAAUAACAACAUCAGUAGCAUUCCACACAACAAGUCAGGAAGACAGAGAGCAUGAUAUUAUCAUGUCUGUUACACAUGAUGAUUCUUUGAAUACAGAGUCUACAUCCGACUAUUCUUCUGAGGUUCAGAACCCAGCUACAACAACCUAUCCAGAGGCUGACCUGGAAAGUUUAAUGACUAAAAAUGAAAAUCUUCAAGAAAUCCAUGACGAAAGUGAGACUGGCUUUAAAGUGGAGUUGUCUGAUAAAUCAUUGGAAGCCACACUGGAAGGACUGGACAGAGCUGACACUCUUCAGAGUGAAGAAGCCAAUGACACUCAUUCAGAAGAUACUGUAACUGAAGUGCAUGAAGAGGACGUCAAGGCAAAACAAAUACAAAAAAUGCAUGAAAGUGAUUACACCUUUGAAAGUGUGGUACAUGAUACUGCAGAAUAUUCUGAUACCGGUUCUGGAAACCUGAGAGACCAAGAUGAAGUCAGUGAGACAUACCAAUCUGAGUUGCUUGUGGAAAGUAUUGAUGAUCCUGCUCCCAUGCAAGAAGUUUCAGAUCAUGAUGAUAAACAGGAUGAGCUUCCUACAAAAGAAACCAAUGUGGAGGUUUUAGACCAGAUAGAUGAAGAUGAUCAUGUAUAUGAUACUAAGAAACCACAGACUAGUGACAGAGAAAGAAUAGACACUGCACUAGAUCAGGCAUAUGACAGUGAAGGCCGAGCAGAGGAUGAUAUAAAAGCCACUGCUGAAGAAACAGGUCAUCAGGAGAAGGAAGGAAUCCUCUCUGCAAUGGAUGACAGUGAAUAUUCUCUAAAAACCCUGCAAUCAGAAACAAAUGCUCCUUUGAACGCACAACCUCUGGACAAUCCACUGAAAACAGACGAGCAGAAUGACACUGACUUCAACCCUAUUAGGAACAGAAGAAAAAUGGGGUCUAGUCGUAGAAAUAAAGGACGACAGCAGGUAAAGGGCUCUGGUGCUGAAUCAUACCACAAACCUCAAGAGGAAGAUGCAGAAGAUAUUACAGGCAACAAAGCCCUCCAAAUAACAACAUCAGUAGCAUUCCACACAACAAGUCAGGAAGACAGAGAGCAUGAUAUUAUCAUGUCUGUUACACAUGAUGAUUCUUUGAAUACAGAGUCUACAUCCGACUAUUCUUCUGAGGUUCAGAACCCAGCUACAACAACCUAUCCAGAGGCUGACCUGGAAAGUUUAAUGACUAAAAAUGAAAAUCUUCAAGAAAUCCAUGACGAAAGUGAGACUGGCUUUAAAGUGGAGUUGUCUGAUAAAUCAUUGGAAGCCACACUGGAAGGACUGGACAGAGCUGACACUCUUCAGAGUGAAGAAGCCAAUGACACUCAUUCAGAAGAUACUGUAACUGAAGUGCAUGAAGAGGACGUCAAGGCAAAACAAAUACAAAAAAUGCAUGAAAGUGAUUACACCUUUGAAAGUGUGGUACAUGAUACUGCAGAAUAUUCUGAUACCGGUUCUGGAAACCUGAGAGACCAAGAUGAAGUCAGUGAGACAUACCAAUCUGAGUUGCUUGUGGAAAGUAUUGAUGAUCCUGCUCCCAUGCAAGAAGUUUCAGAUCAUGAUGAUAAACAGGAUGAGCUUCCUACAAAAGAAACCAAUGUGGAGGUUUUAGACCAGAUAGAUGAAGAUGAUCAUGUAUAUGAUACUAAGAAACCACAGACUAGUGACAGAGAAAGAAUAGACACUGCACUAGAUCAGGCAUAUGACAGUGAAGGCCGAGCAGAGGAUGAUAUAAAAGCCACUGCUGAAGAAACAGGUUAUCAGGAGAAGGAAGGAAUCCUCUCUGCAAUCGAUGAGAGUGAAUCUUCUCUAAAAACCCUGCAAUCAGAAACAAAUGCUCCUUUGAACGCACAACCUCUGGACAAUCCACUGAAAACAGACGAGCAGAAUGACACUGACUUCAACCCUAUUAGGAACAGAAGAAAAAUGGGGUCUAGUCGUAGAAAUAAAGGACGACAGCAGGUAAAGGUCUCUCGUGCUGAAUCAUACCACAAACCUACAGAGGAUGUUGUUAGAAUGACAAGAGAUAACAAACCCCUUGAAACAACAAAAAUGUCAUUAACCAUAGAGACAGCAGUCCAGGAAAUAUCAAUUGAAACCAUGCUGGAAGCAAAAGAGACAUCUCAGACUCUCAGUGUUGCGCAAGCAACCAUUUCAUCACCAAAAGAGGAGUUGUCUACAAAUGAGGAACAAAAUGAGCAUUUCAGUUUAUCUGAAGUCAGAGGAGCUCAGCAGUCAGAGGAUGCUGUGCAUGAAGAAGAGGAUGUUAAGCUAACAGAAAUGCAGAAAAUGCAUCAAUUUGAUUACUCCUCAAUUAAGGAAAGCAAACCUUCUUUAGAAUCUCUGCAAUCAGAAAUAUGGUCUCCUUUGGAAUCCCAACCUAUGGACAAUUCACAAAGCAUCAAAGAAGAAACUCACUCAGGCUUCAAAACCACACGGAACAGAAGAAAACUAGGGUCAAGCAGAAGAAAUAAAGGAAGACAGCAUGUACCAGAGUCUGUUACUGAACCAUACCCUGAAGAAGAAGUUGUAGAAAAUACCUGGAGAAAUGAAGCCUCUGAAACAGAAGAAAUACCAUCAGGAACAGGGACAAUAUGGCAGGAAGAAUUAAAAGAGCAUACCUACAGCAGUACAAUUGAGACAACAGACAUUGCUUUAAGGUCAGACAAAAAUGACUUUCUCAAAACCAUUGAGGAAGUCAGUGAGGAGGAAAAGAAACACAUUAAAGAGCCUGAGAAUUUAACUCCGCUUACAGGAUAUGAUGCUGUUAAAAUAGACUUGAUACAAUCUGAGGAAGCCUCAACAGAGAGAACAACAGAUGCACAAGGGCCUAUACAAGUUGAAGAGAGAGAAGAAUAUGAAGAUCCUGCAAACAAAGACUGUGCAGCCCAAGAAAUAGAUAUUCCAAAUGUAGUCACACAUGCAGAACUUUUGUCUGCUGCACAAAAUAAAACUGACACAUGGGAUCCAUUUGACAUUGGUCAUGAGGGAAACCGAAGUGCAAAUCCAGCUAUGGAUGUGUCUGAGGAAAGUGGAAUUUCUACAGCAGCAGACACAUGUAUCAGCCAGCAAGAUAUACAAGAAAAAGAUAAAAGUCCUGUAGAUAACAGUGAAAGUUUGCAAGGAAAAGUCAAACAGAAGAAAAGAAAGAUGGGCUCUACUCGCAGGACACAACUCAAUAGAAAACAAGAGGGAGAAACAGACAACAAAGAUGAAACAAUUGAAAGAAACUUGGACAUGGAAGUUGAUGUGAGAAAACUUGACAGGAUGGAGGUAGUGGAGGAGUUACCAUUGAUACCGACAACAGAGGAAAAGGAAAAUGCACAGCCAUCAUUGGGGACAGUGUAUAAAGAACAACAGGAAACUUAUGAAACUAGUUCUGUGCAUGACAAGAGGCACUUGCAACAAAGCUCUGACCUGCAGACUGUAGAGAGCAAUGUGAAACCAGGUACAGAGGAUUCAAUGGUUCUCCCUCCUGAGCAGUCUGCCUCUUACAAUGAGGAAGUUGUUAAUCCUGUUGCGAUUCUUCAUGGAGCGUAUGUAAGGGAUAGUGAGGGAAAUGUAGAUGUUAGUGUGGAGCCACCACAACAAGAUGAUUUCGCAAGCACUGAGAUGCAAACAGCUUCUGUGGUCGCUGGAAGAAACAGACGCUCAAUAGAUCAGUUGCUGUCUUCAAAUACUGAGGGUGCUAUGAACACUGAUUCUGAUAUCACACUGUAUUCUUCUGAGACUGCACAAAGUACACAGAAUGACCAAGCUUUGAAAUUAACAGAAGUACCAAGUGUGGCUGUGGAAGAUUUGGAAAAAGUAAAAUCUGUGGUCAGGGGAGAAGCUGAAGAAGAGCAUGAAAAUGCCCAGGCAAGUGCACAAGAGCCAAACUAUGUGAAUGAAGGAGCUCACAACACAAGUCCACAUUUCAGUUCAACCAACAGGAGAAGAAAAUUGGGCUCCACACGCAGGAAUCUUGGGUCACGAUACAAAGGAGAAGACUCACAUCAAAAACAAGAGGUGGAUAAUGAAGCAACUGCCAUAAAUGUUGGGGAUGUUUUGACUGAGGGUGUCUCAGGAAUCGAAGAAAAAGAGCUGCAAAUUCACAAUGAACACAUAGAAGGUGACUCGGCGCAAAGGAAAGAAAAAGUAGUUGAAACAGUGGAGUACAGGCACACUGGUGAAUCUCAGGUAAAACCUAUAGCCCACCAGGCAGUUGAAGAAAAUCCUGAUUCUCUCAGCCAACUGGAAGAAACGGAGCAUCAGCUAACUCCAGAUCACCUCCCCGCAACACCAUCCACUUCACCCAAACAUGAUGGAGGGAGAAGACGAAAAAUGGGAUCUCACCGGAAGUCACGUGGACAUCAACACUUUGAAGACCAAACUGAAAGAGAGGGCAGGAUAAUAGAUGCACAAAAAGUGAGAGAUGAAAGUGCCACGAAGACAGCUGAAGGUCACACAGAAGAAUCUUCGGGUCUGGACAUAAUAUCAGAGGCUGAUGAAUGUAACCAGAAAUCAUCAUCCAGCAUCAACAUCUCAAAGGCAACAGAGCACACAAGGCCAAAGAGUGAGAAGGCACCUAAAUGGGUGGAUCCAGUUCAAUAUCCCCAGGCUGAAAUUCGCCUUGGUCAAGACAGUCAAAAGUUGUCUUUUGCAGGAGCAGACAUCAGAUCAAAAAGCUACGAUGUGUUGAUGGUUGGAGACAGCAGUGUAGGCAAGACCUCCUUCAUGAAAAGAGCUCAAAGUGGGAAGUUUUCUUUAGAUUUACCUGCCUCUGUUGGCCUUGAUUCCUGCAUGUGGACUGUGGUAGUGGAUGGAAAGCCUGUGGUGCUCCAGUUAUGGGAUACAGCAGGUCAAGAAAGGUUUCACAGCAUCACAAGACAGGUUUUUCAUAAAGCCCAAGCAUUUCUCUUGAUGUAUGACAUCACUUCCUCUCAGAGCUUCACUGCAGUCAGCUACUGGGCAAACUGUAUUCAGGAAGGGGCUGCCGAAGACGUGACCAUUCUACUUCUGGGGAAUAAGAGUGAUCAUGCAGAACGGCAGGUUAAAACUCAGGAAGGAGAAAUUCUUGCUAAGGAGUACGACUUUCAAUUCAUGGAGUGUAGUGCUGCCACGGGUGAAAACGUGAUUCAGUCCUUGGAAACUGUUGCCAGGAUGUUGAGACAAAAAGUUGACACAACAGAGGAAGCUGUGGUGUUACACAAAGAGCCCCCACAGAAAAAAAGAUCAGGAUGUUGCUGAAAAGAUGUGUUGGUCUAAGAAAUCAGAGAAGUGGUGAAAUCCUGCACACGACGGACAUUCAGGACCCGCUCUUCAGAAAGUGUCUAUGUAUAUCACAAACCAUUCUUUUAAUCCAAUGUGUUGUAUUAAGAUACACAGAUAUAUAUAAGUUAAAUCUACUUUUUACAUUGAUCUUUGGCUUUAUUAUUAUUUCUAACAAAGUGUGCUAAAUUAUUGAUUUGAAGGACAAUAUAAGAUCAGGAAAAUCUUGCACUUGCAUAACACAUACUGUUGAAGGCACAUAGGCGACUCCAGGCUUUCUGAGAGGCUGGAUGUAUGCUUACUGUAUACAUUCAUGUAUAUAUAUAUACAUUAUAUAGCUGGUGCAGGCUUUUUCUAGUCAGUAACCAUGGAAACAAUUACAUGAAUAAUUGUUUUUUUUUAUCUUGCAAGAUGCUACUUUAUAUUGUUUUGCACUGUAUGUUUUAUCAUUUUAAAUACAUUUUCUUUCUUGCCAUACUAGUGCAAUUUCAAAUGAUCACAUGACGUCAAUAUUAAUAGAAGACUUUUUAAGAUGUAUUCAUUAAUUUCAAUAAGAAAUCAAACAUUUAGUACUUCAGCACUUUCUUGGAUUCUUGUUUGAAAGAAAGAGAAUCUUCUAUAUUGUACAGCUAUUGAAUAUUUGUUCUACAGUGUUUAUACUCUAUGGAAAAGAAGUGUUCAUUUUACUUUCAUGAAAUAAAUAAGUAGUAAAUAAUUUGUAUAUGUGAUAAAAUUUCAGUCUUUGCUUAAUUUUAACAGGCAAAUUAGCUAAGAGGUUACAGGGCGUGGCAGCAAUCAAUAUUAAAAUAUGCAACAUCCUGUGAACAAAUGUAAAUGUAUACAAAAAUGUCAAAAAUUGUAUUACGUUUACUGUGAUUUUGUGUUUACCAUCUGUUCUAAAUGAAUUGCGUUGUCAUUGCAGUUGCCACACAGCUGCCAGGUUGGCCUGAUAGUCAUGAAUAAAUUUCACGCCUCUAUAACUAAAGAUAGCAGUAGUAAAAUGAUUAACUCUUUGAAUAUAAAUGUCAAAUUUUUUUUUUUUUUCCUCCCUGUAAUUUGUGUCACUGAAUACCUUUAAUCAGAUUGUUCUAAUGUCAUGUCUCAUCGUUAAUAAACCUCAAGAACAAUGACUGGUGUGCUCUCCUACUUAAUUUGUGUCCUCAUGGAAGUUGUGCGUUUCCAGACUGACAAAGACAACAGUGUUCCCACUGGAACAACAAGUUCCUCAGUGGUAUGAAGAGCAUGACAACAAUGGCGCCACUGGAAUAACCUCAUAACAUCCCCAAAGGAGCUUUUGUUGGAAACAGAAACGCUGAGACAGCAUCUUCCAACGUCAUCAGACGACUGAGAUGAUUACACCAAAUCUGAUAUUAGUGAUUGGCACCGACCUCUCUGGUUAUGUUUAUAAACCAGGAGAGUAUUUCUCUUUCCUUCAGUUAUUCAGAUAAUUCUGUUUUAGGCUGGAACAUAUAAACAUUGUAAUUUUGUUAAAACAUUAAACAACAGAAAACAUGGUAAUUACUUAUUUCUGUAAUCUGUAAUUUCAGAAUACUUCCCAAAUAAUUUCCUACAACAUUUCCAAUGUGGUUUACUCCUCUUUCCAGUCACACCCAAAGAGGCCAAAAUUUCCUUUUGUGAUAUUUAUUUUUAACUUAGAUAUAUCCUACCCAAUAAAGACAUUUUCACUACAUCCUUGGUGCGAGUGUGCCUGAAGUAAGCCCAGAUUGUCGUCCCUUUGUCUACAAUUUCUGGAAAGAACAAUGUAGUUUGGUACCAACUGCAGGGAAAACAGACAGUGCUCAAUUAGUAAACUUCCAAAUUCUUCAUUCCCAUUCAUUGCUGCUGUAACCUGGAGACUUAAAUCAGCGGGAGAGCUUGCUGACAGCUGUGUGUAGAUUUUCUUUACUUUUUCAUGACAACGGAGACUCAGUCACAACAGGGAUCAGAUGGUUCUUAUUAUACAUGUGAAUGGGAUCAGUUCAGUUCAUCUAAACGUUACCGCUGUCCUGGAGAUGGCUGGUUUAAAACUAUAACAGACAAGUCAUUGAAAUAAAAGUAACUUUGAC